CUUGUCCAGCAGGUGUCAGCCGUUGGCCGCUCAGGCUGGUGCAAUGGGAGCAGACACCGAUGGUAAGCAGUUAGCUACAAGCCAGGCUACCUUCAGAGCUGCACACUUGAACGGGUUACGAGCGCUCCUCAGUUUGCUGAAGACAACAGCACUUGUCCUGGCUGGAUAAAAGUAUAUUAGUGGAAUCUUUCUCUGAAAAAGAACAAAGCCAUAUUGGCAGGAAACAGCAACAUGUUCAAUCUGAUGAAAAAGGAUAAGGAGAGGGAAUCGGGAAGGAAGGAAAAGAAAGACAAAAAGGAGAGAAUGUCUGCGGCAGAGCUGCGAAGCCUGGAGGAGAUGAGCAUGCGGCGAGGUUUCUUCAACUUGAAAAGAGAAGCAAAGCGUGAGUCCAAGCACAAGGUGGAGAUCUCCAACCCAAUUCCUAUCAAAGUGGCGAGCGGCUCGGAACUCACUCUGACUGACAUUGAAUCAGACGGCCUGAGCAACAGAAGCAGUAUGGUUCUGGAUGAGCAGCUGAGCGCUGCUAGCUCCACUGAUGACCUGAAGGGUGAGGGCGGAGGUCAGGAUCAUCGCAAUUCUGUACGAGAUCGCGUAGCUCACUUUGGCUCACUGGCCAAACAAAACUCCUCACAGAUGGGACAAAUGAUAAAGCGGUUUUCCUUUUCCCAAAGAAGCAAGGAAGAGAGCCUUUCAGAAUGUUCCACCCCAUCAGGCCAGGACUCCGAUUCUCCACAAGUGGAGAGCAAAGUCUUCAAUAUGUUGCGCAAACAUAGCCUCAACCAACAUACUGCAAAACCCAUUGCCAGACAGUUUUCCAUUCCAGAGGUCGUUGACAAGACAUUCCCUGCUCAAUUACAUCUACCAGCUGUUGUUGCCCCAACACCACCUGAGACACGUGAGCUGAUACUCCAGCGUCGCAACACAGGCGAUUUUGGAUUUUCUUUGCGUCGUACUACCAUGCUGGACUGCAGCCCGGACGGUGGAGUCUACAGGCGGGUAGUUCACUUUGCUGAGCCUGGUGCUGGCACAAAGGAUCUGGCGCUUGGUCUGGUGCCAGGAGACAGACUGGUGGAGAUAAAUGGCCGCAAUGUAGAGAACAAGAGCCGGGAUGAAAUUGUUGAGAUGAUCCGCCAAUCUGGUGACACCGUACGACUGAAAGUGCAGCCAAUCCUGGAGCUGAGUGAGCUGAGCUGCUGUUGGCUAAGGAACACAGAGGAACUUCGGAGUCAGGUAACACUGAUCAGUCCCACUGAGGAGGCUCAAAAACGGCUAAUGAGGAUCUUCAGUGCACCUGUGGAGCCGCCAGUCAGUGUUGCGUCUACUGUCCAAUCUACUGCUCUUGUAGCCUCACUGCCCCAUAAGCCCCUCCAGGAAUCAGUGGAAGAGGACUCUGUAGCCCUCCUUCAGUCAUCUCAUGCUGCUUCUAAGCAGUCCCAGGUAAAGACGGAGGAGCAGAUAGCAGCAGAGCGGGCUUGGUAUGGCUCUGAGAAGGUCUGGCUGGUCCAUAAGGAGGGCUUUUCCCUGGCAACGGUGGUAAAAGCUGAGCCAGGGUCCCUGCAAGAAGGCAAGGUGAAAAUCCAACUAGAGCAUGAUGGGACAAUACUUGAUGUGGAUGAGGAUGAUAUUGAAAAGGCCAACCCUCCAUCAUACGAUCGGUCCGAGGAUCUGGCUUUGCUGCUCUAUCUUAAUGAAUCCAGUGUGAUGCAUUGUUUGCGGCAACGCUAUGGAGGAAACCUCAUCCACUCCUAUGCUGGACCCAACAUGGUGGUUAUUAACCCUGUCAGUACAGCCUCCAUGUAUUCAGAAAAGGUGAUGCACAUGUUUAAAGGGUGUCGGCGUGAAGAAUCGGCUCCUCAUAUCUACUCUGUGGCCCAGUCGGCCUACCGUAAUCUUCUCACCACAAGACAAGACCAGUCGAUUGUACUACUUGGAAAGUCUGGCAGUGGCAAAACCACCAACUGCCAGCACCUUGUCCAGUAUUUGGUCUCUAUUGCUGGCAGCACAGGCAAAAUCUUCUCUGCGGAGAAGUGGCAAGCAGUCUACACAAUCCUUGAGGCUUUCGGGAACACUUACACUUCAAUGAACGCCAAUGCCAGUCGUUUCUCACAUGUAGUGUCGCUUGACUUUGACCAAGCUGGACAGGUGGCAUCUGCAUCUAUUCAGACAAUGUUGCUGGAGAAAAUGAGGGUGAGCAGACGACCGGACAAUGAGUCAACCUUCAACGUUUUCUAUUAUAUGAUGGCUGGGGCUGACAGCACCCUGAGAACUGAGCUACACUUCAACCAUUUGGCCGAGAACAGUACUUUUGGCAUCAUUCCACAGUCAAAGCCCGAGGAUAAACAACGAGCAUCCCAGCAGUUUACUAAGCUGCAGGCAGCUAUGAAGGUGCUGGCCAUUUCGAGUGAAGAGCAGAAAGCUCUCUGGCUUGUCUUGGGAGCCAUAUACCACUUGGGGGCUGCGGGAGCAACAAAAGAUGGAGAUGAAGCGGGACGCAAACAGUUUGCUCGUCAUGAAUGGGCCCAGAAAGCAGCUUACCUUCUAGGAUGCACCUUAGAGGAGCUGUCUUCUUCUAUCUUUAAGAAUCAGGCCAAAGGCAUGAAGCACUCCACCUCAUUCAGAGGAGGACCAGAUGAAAUGAGCCAAGUUGACUCAGCCUCAAAGGUCACAGCUCGGGAGUGCUUGGAGGCCAUGGCAUCAGGACUCUACUCAGAGCUCUUCACUUUGGUGAUAUCCCUCAUAAACAGAGCUCUCAAGUCUAGUCAACAUUCUCUAUACUCCAUUCUGAUCGUGGACACUCCAGGUUUCCAGAACCCUCAUCUUGCUCAGCAGCAGCGAGGAGCUACGUUUGAGGAGCUUUGUCAUAACUACACCCAGGAGAGGCUGCAAACCUUGUUCCAUGAACGAACCUUUGUCCAAGAGAUGGAGCGAUACAAGGAGGAAAACAUAGAACUUGCUUUAGAUGACAUAGAGUCCAGUCCUUCAGUGUCUGUAGCAGCUAUCGACCAAGCGUCAGCUCAAGCUUUGGUUCGUACUCUCGCCAGGACCGAUGAAGCCCGUGGCCUUCUCUGGCUGAUGGAAGAAGAGGCACUUAAUCCUGGCGGUUCAGAAGAGACCAUGCUGGAGAGGCUCUUCAGCUACUAUGGCUCAGCACAGGGAGAACGUAAAGAAGCCAAUCUACUGCUACGAGGACAAAAGCCCAAUCUCUUUUUGCUGGGCCACAGUCAUGGAACGGACUGGGUGGAGUACAACACACAAGGCUGGCUUAGCCAUGCCAAGCAUAACCCUGCUUCCCAGAAUGCAGCCACACUGCUGCAAGACUCUCAAAAGAAAAACAUCAGCGGGUUAUUUAUGGGCCGAGCGAGUGGGGCAACAGUGUUAUCAGGUUCCAUUGCUGGUCUGGAAGGAAGCUCACAACUAGCCCUGCGACGGGCCACUAGCAUGAGGAAGACCUUCACUACAGGUGUCGCUGCUGUCAAAAAGAAGAGUUUGUGUAUCCAGGUCAAACUUCAAGUGGAUGCCCUGAUUGACAUGGUGCGUCGCUCCAAAGUCCACUUUGUCCAUUGUCUGCUGCCCAAAGCGGAGGCAGUUGGAGGAGGAAGCGAGCUGCGUGUUGGACAUGGAGAGAGUGCAGAUUCAGGGCUCAUGACUUUGGAUGUUGGUCUCCUAAGAGCUCAGCUACGAGGAUCGAAACUGCUGGAUGCAUUGCGCAUUUACAGACAAGGAUACCCAGACCACAUGGUAUUCUCUGAGUUCCGAAGGCGUUUUGAUGUCCUGGCACCACAUUUGACCAAGAAGCAUGGGCGUCACUACAUUGUGACAGAUGAGAAGAGGGCAGUGGAGGAAUUGCUAGAGUCCUUGGAUUUGGAGAAAAGCAACUACCACAUGGGACUAAGUCGGGUUUUCUUCAGAGCCGGGACUCUGUCAAGGCUUGAGGAGCAGCGGGUUGUUCAGACCAGAAGAAAUAUCUCUCUGUUCCAGGGUGCAUGCAGAGGAUAUUUGGCCAGACAAGCUUUCAAAAAGAGGAAGAUCCAGGAUUUAGCAAUCCGUUGUAUCCAGAAGAACAUAAAGAAGAAUCGUGGGGUUAAAGAUUGGCCAUGGUGGAAGCUUUUCACUCAUGUCAGACCUCUGAUUGAGGUGCAACUCACUGAGGAACAGAUCCGUGGCAAGGAUGAAGAGAUCCUUCACCUGAAACAGAAACUGGAGAAAGUCGAGAAAGAAAGGAAUGAACUGAGACUCAACAAUGACCGUCUUGAGAGCAGGAUUACUGAGCUGUCAUCGGAGUUGACUGAUGAACGGAAUACAGGGGAGUCGGCCUCCCAGCUACUGGAAACUGAAACAUCCGAGAGACUCCGUCUUGAGAAGGACAUGAAGGACCUGCAGGCCCAGUUUGACGACACGAAGAAGCAAAUGGAAUUCAUGGAGAUGGAAGUGAUGGAGGCUCGUCUAAUCAGGGCCUCUGAACUCAAUGGAGUGUUGGAUGAUGAUGAAUCAGGGGGAGAGUGGAGACUGAAGUAUGAAAGAGCUAUCAGAGAAAUUGAAUUUACCAAGAAGCGACUGCAGCAGGAGUUUGAUGACAAGCUGGAAGUUGAGCAGCAGAACAAACGGCAGCUGGAGAGAAGGAUUGGUGACCUACAGGCUGAUAAUGAGGAAUCACAACGAAAUAUCCAGCUGCUAAAGAAAAAAACACAGAGACUCACAGCCGAACUACAGGACACCAAACUUCACCUGGAAGGCCAACAGAGCCGCAACCAUGAUCUGGAGAAGAAACAGAGGAAGUCAGUGUUCGACAGUGAGCUCAGUGCAGCCCAGGACGAGGUGCAGAGGGAAAAGGCCUUCAGAGAGAAACUGGCACGAGAGAAAGAUAUGCUGACUGGAGAGGCCUUCAGUCUCAGACAGCAGGUUGAGGACAAGGACUUGGAGGUGUGUGCAGUCAAUCUUAAAUUGGACCAGCUAGAAGCUGAGCUGCAGGAUCUCAACUCUCAAGAGUCCAAGGAUGAAGCAUCACUGGCUAAGAUGAGGAAGCAGCUUCGUGAUAUGGAGGCAAAGGUAAAGGACCAGGAGGAGGAGCUUGACGAGCAAGCAGGAACCAUACAGAUGUUGGAACAGGCUAAAUUACGUCUUGAGAUGGAGAUGGAGCGUCUGCGUCAAACCCAUUCCAAGGAUAUAGAGAGCAAAGAUGAUGAGGUCGAAGAAAUCAGACAGUCAUGCAGCAAAAAGUUAAAACAAAUGGAAGUCCAGCUCGAAGAGGAGUAUGACGAGAAGCAGAAGGUUCUCAAAGAGAAAAGAGAGAUGGAGUCAAAGUUUCUGUCAGCCCAGGACAAGGUGAGAAGUGGUGACAGUGAGACUGAGAAACGUCUGAGGAAAGACCUAAAGAGGACCAAGACUUUACUGGCGGAUGCUCAGAUCAUGUUAGACCACAUAAAGAACAAUGCACCCAGCAAGCGCGAGAUCGCUCAACUAAAGAACCAGCUGGAGGAAUCUGAAUUCACUUGUGCUGCUGCAGUUAAAUCCCGUAAAUCCAUGGAGGAGGAGAUUGAAGACCUGCAUGUCCAAAUGGAAGAUAUCUCCAAAACAAAACAGGCACUGGAAGAACAGCUGAGUCGUCUGCAAAGGGAGAAAAAUGACUUGCAGACAAAAAUGGAGGAAGACCAGGAAGAUUUGAAUGAGCUAAUGAAGAAGCACAAGGCUGCUGUGGCUCAGUCUGCCCAGAACUUGGCUCAGAUCAGUGACCUUCAAGCACAGUUGGAAGAGGCCCUCAAAGAGAAGCAGGAAGUGCAUGAGACGAUGCAAGCCCUCCAGAGUCAACUGGACUUCCAAGAGCAGUCCAUGGUGGAGAAAUCCCUCGUGAGCCGACAGGAGGCCAAGAGUCGUGAAUUUGAAACUAAGCUGGAGUUUGAGAAGACCCAGGUCAAACGCUUAGAGAGUCUUGUAACCCGUCUCAAGGAAAAUGUGGAAAAACUGACAGAGGAGCGAGACCAACGCAGCAGCAGUGAGAUCCGGGAGAAAGAACAGAGCAAACGAUUGCAGAGACAGAUUCGUGACAUGAAAGAAGAGAUUAAUGAGCUAGCCAAAAAGGAAGGAGAGGCCAGCCGCAAAAAGCAUGAGCUGGAAAUGGACAUUGAGAGCUUGGAGGCUGCAAACCAGAGUUUACAGGCAGACCUCAAAUUAGCCUUCAAAAGGAUAGGUGACCUUCAAGCAGCCAUUGAGGAUGAGAUGGAGAGUGAUGAUAAUGAAGACCUUAUUAAUAGUUUACAAGACAUGGUGACAAAGUAUCAGAAAAGAAAGAACAGAACUCAAGGGGAUUCAGACACUGACUCUGAGGUGGAGGGUCGUGUGGAUGGGGUGAAAUCCUGGUUGUCCAAAAGUAAAGGAUCCACCAAGAUUUUUUCAGAUGAUGGCAGCCUGAAGAGCUCGAGAUUUGCUGUAAACGUAGAUGCAAAAGAAGGCAAAGAGUGGUCGGAUGAUAAGGAAUGGAAAGAGGCAAAUAAAGAGUGCAAAGAUGUAGAGACAAGCCGGCCAUUAUCCGUUAUGAGCUCCCUCAGUUACAGAAAACGUCCCAACCUCAAUUCUAAAGGGGACCAGCUGCUCAGUGUCCUGAAGGAAAAUGCUGAGUUGGAGGAUAAUUUGACUUUACAAAAGUCUAAAUCUAAAAGCACUGAUGUUCAAGAUGAUACCCACUCAACCAGCUCCAACAAGAAAUCAUGGGCAGCGGAUGACAUGGUUGACAGAGAAUCUGUUAUCUCCCAGGCCUAUUCAGAUGCCAACCGGUCCAGGAAAGGCAUGGAAAGCCGUUGGAGUGACAUUGACAAAGAAUCAACCAUUUCAUUUAUUCCACCAAGGCGGGCCUUGACUUGCCUUGGGUCAAGCCCAGAGGAUGAUGCAAAGUCUACCCUAAGAUUGGGUUUCUCAAACACACUCGGACGUCAUCAGAGCACGUCACGCUUAGAUGAGCAUGGCGGAAGGCGAUCACUUUAUGGCAGUGACCCUAGCAGCCCUUGUUUAAGCAAACGGUCUGGCGGUCGCAGUCCUGGUAGUGUCAGUCAAGCCGAUUCCCAUUUGUCACUUGCACGUAGCUGCCGUCUGAGUGAGUUUGAUCUUGAUAUGGAUGAUAGCAGAAGUGUGGCCUUCACUGAGAGGUCAUCUUACAGCCACGCUUCCUCUGGACGCAGCAUUUCCAUGCCACCGCCACAAGCUCGAUCAGCUGUAGGCGAUGAUCUCACAGAUAACGCGGAUAUCAAACCUGUAAGCCAUCGUAACUACCUCGACCCAGACCUGGAAAAAGCCAUCAAUGAAGUAUUAAGUUUCAAACCAAUUCAAUUCAAGCGUCGGAGCUUAGAAGACUCUGAGGCUGAGGAAGGAAAAUCUAAAGACAAUGCAGACAGUAAAGUUACUCGUCCUGGCAAUAAUCUUCAACGCUCUGCAUCAGCUCUGAGCUGCAUGAGACCGUCUUGCAGCUCCAGCAGCUGUAUUAGUCGCCACAGUAAGAGCAAGGGUAAAGGCAAGAAGAAGAAGAAGCGAAGCCGUAGUUCGGAGUCUGAAAGUUCAAGUGACAAUCGUAGUCACAGGAGCAGCUCUUCAAGGAGGUCCAAGAAGACCAAGAAAACGUCUAGAAAGAGGGAAAAAUCACCAUCAUCAUCAGAUUCAGAAUCUGACUCAGGGUCUCAGUCAAGCUCCAGUGCUUCCACCAUCUCCUACCGCAGCUCGAGCAGUGUGAAGAAAGUCCCAUCUCAGAAGGCUGUCAACCCAGAAGAGGAAGUAGAUGGUGGGCCUCAAAGUGAGUCCCAAACCCUCAACAAAAAGAAUGACAAAAAGAGGAAGAAGAAGGUGGACAGCCUGAUGAUGAAGUACAUGUAUCGGCCGGAUAGCGAUUGAAGUCUGCACCCCACCGACAGAAGGCGAUACUGUGUCAGAUCAGACGAAGAGGAGGCAGAU
Messenger RNA from Syngnathus acus (greater pipefish), 7932 nucleotides. RefSeq names its product myosin XVIIIAb (gene myo18ab). Bases 232 to 7872 code for a protein of 2546 amino acids. NCBI's taxonomy places the organism in Eukaryota, Metazoa, Chordata, Actinopteri, Syngnathiformes, Syngnathidae. Gene Ontology annotation, molecular function: cytoskeletal motor activity; ATP binding; protein binding. The record is from RefSeq and is a predicted model, not a curated record. Gene Ontology annotation, cellular component: myosin complex. The transcript is spliced from 47 exons.